Anopheles arabiensis is the source of this 1209-nucleotide messenger RNA. RefSeq names its product activating signal cointegrator 1 complex subunit 1. Gene Ontology annotation, biological process: DNA alkylation repair; regulation of DNA-templated transcription. The record is from RefSeq and is a predicted model, not a curated record. Lineage: Eukaryota; Metazoa; Arthropoda; Insecta; Diptera; Culicidae. Bases 107 to 1156 code for a protein of 349 amino acids. Gene Ontology annotation, molecular function: RNA binding. Gene Ontology annotation, cellular component: nucleus. The transcript is spliced from 3 exons.
AAAACAAAUAGUAAACAAUACAACUUCCAGUUCAGCUGUUUUGUGUUGUUUCCACCAGAUUUUCAGGGAAAAAUCGCACGAAAAGUUAAUAUUUCCUUCUUAAAAGAUGGAUGUAAUGUCGCCGCAGCUUAUGUGGAUCGGUACACGGUGUUAUCGCGUGAAUCACACCAAAGCAACCGGACGAGAACAGGAAUCGUUCGAUGGGCCGCAGGGUUACGUUGAGGAAGACCUGUACGGCGAGGACGACCGGGAAGAGGACUACGAUAUCGUGCUGACCGAUAAUGGCAAACACCAAACAUCUUUCCACGUGCCUGCUGCCUUCUAUGCGAUGAUCAUCGGUGCGAAAGGACAAACCCGCCAACGGUUGGAAGCCGAAACGAAGGCACAGAUCCGUGUGCCGAAGCAGGGAACGACGGGAGAUAUUGUCGUUUCGGGCAGUACGAGAAAGUCGGUAGCCGCAGCACGAUCCCGCAUCGAACUGAUCGUGAUAGGGGCACGCAACAAGCAACAGUUCACCCACUUCCUGUCCGUGCCGCUGAACGUGCCGGAUGUGAUGAAGCGUUUCGCCGAAUUUCGCCACAAAGUCGUCCGAAAGCUGCCGGUCGCGUUCAGCGUAGACGAAUCGUUGUUUCAGCAGCCGGAAAAACUGCACAUAACGCUCUGCACGAUGGCCCUGAUGGACAAUGAGGAUCGUGCGAAUGCGGCCCAAAUAUUGCUCGACUGCCAGGAAUCGAUCAUCAGUCCACUGCUUCAGGAGAACGGUCCGUUAGAGAUACGAGUGCGAGGGCUCGAGUACAUGAACGACGAUCCGCACGCGGUGGAUGUGCUAUACGCGAAAAUCGAAUCACCGGUCCUGCAGACGGCAGCGGACCAGAUCUACGACUACUUCAUAGCGAAGGGACUGAUGCAGAAGAAGUACGAGCACGUGAAGCUGCACGCCACCCUGAUCAAUUCGCUUUUCCGCGCAUCGCAGAGCGAAAUCGUCGACGAGAAGGCGGCCGAACGGAAGCGCAUUACGUUCGAUGCGAGCGAAAUAAUGCGACUGUACGGGGAUUACGAUUUUGGCAGCCUGGUGCUGAAUGAAAUUCAUCUUUCUCAACGAUUUUCCACAUCCUGCACGGGGUAUUACGAAGCAACGGCUGUUAUGAAGCUGUGAGGGGAAGGAAAUAAAUGAUCGUGCUAAGCAAAGGAACGAUUUAAAUGCAAAAA